Messenger RNA from Diplodia corticola, 1521 nucleotides. Its product is annotated as amine oxidase. The record is from RefSeq and is a predicted model, not a curated record. Gene Ontology annotation, molecular function: oxidoreductase activity. The coding region runs from base 1 to 1521 and encodes 506 amino acids. The transcript has 2 exons. NCBI's taxonomy places the organism in Eukaryota, Fungi, Ascomycota, Dothideomycetes, Botryosphaeriales, Botryosphaeriaceae.
AUGGAAAAGAAAAGGAUUGCAGUUGUGGGCAGCGGCAUCACCGGCAUUGGCGCUCUCUAUGCCCUUCGAGAUACCCCUCAUGAAGUGCACCUCUUUGAGGCCGCCGACCGCCUGGGCGGCCACACCAACACCGUGCAGUUCAGUUAUGAAGACCGCAAGACUCCAGUCGACACCGGCUUCAUUGUGCUUAACACUGCCACUUACCCAAACUUCAUCGCAUUCCUCAAGGACAUCAACGUUGAGACGGUGGAAACUGCCAUGACUUUUGGCAUCUCCCGAGACGAGGGAGCAUUCGAGUGGUCAGGCACCUCGCUCCCGUCCAUCUUUGCUCAACGUCGAAACCUUCUCCGCCUCUCCCAUUGGCGUAUGAUUUUCGACAUUAUCCGCUUCAACCAGUUCGCUCUCGAUCUUCUCCAGGAUGACGCUGGUGUCGACCUUGACCUUAGCAUCGGAGAGUAUCUAGAUCGCGAGGGAUAUUCCGACAGCUUCAGAGAUGACUACUUGAUUCCUAUGACUGCCUGCGUAUGGAGCACCGGUGCCGAUAAAUGCGCUCUGGAGUUCCCUGCUCUGACCUUGAUUCGCUUCCUCUGGAACCAUCAUCUCCUUAGCACCAUCAGCGUACGACCGCCAUGGUUGACGGUAAAAGAUGGCGCCCGGUCCUACAUCAAUGCAGUCAUGCGGCACUUCCCAUCCGACAGGAUUCAUCUGUCGGCUGCUGUCAAGAGCGUUGCGAACGAGGAUGGCAAGGUGGUUAUCGAGCUCCCAAACGGCCAACGAGACAUCUUCGACGACGUUAUUCUAGCAUGCCACGGCGACCAGGCCAGAAGCAUAAUCUCCGCGUCCGCCACAACCGAGGAAAAAGAGAUCAUGAGCGCCUUCCACACAAGCCCCAACACCGUCUUCUUGCACUCAGACCUGGCACUCAUGCCCCGUCGUGAGGCUGCCUGGUCGUCCUGGAACUACCUCACGACAAGCUCUCCGACGGCACUGAGACCCAAGGUGUCUAAUCCAUCAGCCCCCAAAGGUUCCUCGUCAGGCGCGCUAAGCACAGUGUCUCUAACGUACAACAUGAACAUUUUGCAGCACAUUCCUGUAUCAGAGUACGGCCACGUGCUUGUCACCAUGAACCCGCCGCACAUGCCAAGGCCUGAGCUUACGCAGGCAGCUAUUCAAUAUGCGCACCCGCUGUACACUGCCGCAGUAGUAAAAUCCCAGGAGCUGCUUCCUACAAUUCAAGGCACGAGGGGCAUCUGGUAUGCUGGUGCCUGGACUGGCUAUGGUUUCCAUGAGGACGGAUUUGUAUCUGGAAUAAGAGUGGCUUGUGAGGGUCUGGGUGGCGAUGUGCCAUGGAAGAGGGUCGAGACGAAGUUCAUUAGAGGCAAUAAGCCUCAUUUCACAAUGAAGGAUUACAUAGUCCGCAUCCUCGUUGCUAUCCUCUUGAUAUGGAUUAGAUUGGUGGAGAAUGCGGUGGCAUUGGUCGGAACCUGGUGGGGUAGCACAAGGAAGGGCAAGGUUGCAUGA